AUGAUCUGUAGUUGUAAACUACAGAUCAUAGAAAUUAUAAGUCGAUCAUCAACUACUAGCAGAAUUCUGUUAGAUGUUCCUUGCAAAGUCUGCCAGGAUCAUUCUUCUGGAAAACAUUAUGGGAUCUUUGCCUGUGAUGGGUGUGCUGGCUUCUUUAAGAGAUCAAUAAGGAGGAACCGUCAGUACUCCUGCAAAGGGCGUGGCAGCGGAGUCAACAAGUGUCCUGUGGACAAAACGCAUAGGAAUCAGUGCAGAUCCUGCAGAUUAAAAAAAUGUCUGGAAGCUGGAAUGAACAAAGAUGCAGUCCAGCACGAAAGGGGUCCACGCAACUCGACCAUCCGGAGAUCUGUUCUCUCGUACUUGAAGGAGUCCGGGAGCAGUCCGGGAAGCGUCACACCCCCGCAUUUCCCGCCGCCCCAGCACGUUGUCAACUUAUUGGCUACCGACCACAGAGGAGCGCCCUGCCCAACAACUGCUCUGGUCGCUCAGACCACUUUAUCUAGUCUGUCUCCGCAUGGAUUUCCGGGACCCUUAUGCCAUCCCACACCAAAGUAUCCUUUCCACAUGUUGUUCCCUACCACCAUCAUCAGCAAUCCCGAGACGAUCUGCGAAUCAGCGGCCCGUUUGCUCUUCAUGAAUGUCAAGUGGGUUAAGAGCGUUCCCGCCUUUAUGGCGCUGCCAGUCAAAGACCAGUUGUUGUUAGUUCAAGAGAGCUGGAAAGAAUUGUUCUUGUUGAGCUGCGCUCAGUUCAACCUACCAUUGGAUGUUAACCAUCAACUAUCUGCAUCGGGUCUGAGUGCAAGCGAUGAUGCAGAAAAAAUAGCGACUAUAGUAAAAGAGGCCAACGUGUUUCACGACAUUCUCCUCCAGUUUAAGCAUAUGAUGGUAGACCAAACAGAAUAUUCCUGCAUGAAAGCCAUUGUCCUUUUCAAAACAGAAUUUUCUGGCGGCUCAUCAGAAGCUCGAGGCCUAAGCUUUCUGCAAUCGGUAUCAGAAAUCCAAGAUCAAGCUCAACUGACACUCAGCAAGUACAUUCACACGACGUACCCCAUGCAGCCGUUCAGAUUUGGCAAGUUCCUCCUCAUGGUGCCAUCCUUCAAGAACGUCGGUACUGACACAAUCGUCGAACUCUUCUUCAGGAAGACCAUUGGGGACAUAUCCAUCGAAAAACUCAUUGUCGAUUUGUUUCAAUCCAAUGACAUUGUUGGCUCGUAUCCAGUGAGAGAAUGA
Messenger RNA from Uloborus diversus, 1230 nucleotides. RefSeq names its product nuclear receptor subfamily 2 group E member 1-like. The transcript has 9 exons. The coding region runs from base 1 to 1230 and encodes 409 amino acids. Lineage: Eukaryota; Metazoa; Arthropoda; Arachnida; Araneae; Uloboridae. Gene Ontology annotation, biological process: anatomical structure development; cell differentiation; positive regulation of transcription by RNA polymerase II. The record is from RefSeq and is a predicted model, not a curated record. Gene Ontology annotation, molecular function: nuclear receptor activity; RNA polymerase II cis-regulatory region sequence-specific DNA binding; zinc ion binding.